Volvox carteri f. nagariensis is the source of this 510-nucleotide messenger RNA. RefSeq lists its product as uncharacterized. The annotation marks the transcript as partial. Lineage: Eukaryota; Viridiplantae; Chlorophyta; Chlorophyceae; Chlamydomonadales; Volvocaceae. The transcript is spliced from 3 exons. Gene Ontology annotation, biological process: Mo-molybdopterin cofactor biosynthetic process. The record is from RefSeq and is a predicted model, not a curated record.
UUAACCCACAUUGACGCAUCAGGGUCCGCGUCCAUGGUAGAUGUAUCCCAGAAGACAGUGACCGUGCGGGAAGCUCAGGCCUCGUGUGUGGUAUCCCUUGGGGAGACCUUCCACUUGGUGGCCUCCAACGCUCUGGCCAAGGGGGACGUGCUCAAGGUGGCUCAGCUGGCUGGGAUUUGCGGCGCCAAGGCCACCGCCAACCUCAUACCCCUGUGCCAUAGCAUACCUAUCAGCAAGGUGGAUGUGCAGCUAGAGCUGGACGCCACUGCGCGCGCGGUCGUGGUACGCGGGCUGGCGCGCACGGACGGCAAGACUGGCGUUGAGAUGGAGGCGUUGACGGCGGUGUCCGUGGCUGCGUUGACGGUGUACGACAUGUGCAAGGCGGCGGCGAAGGACCUGGUGAUUGGGCAGCUCCAGCUAGAUUAUAAGAGCGGCGGCCGUAGCGGGACGUAUUUCCGUGCUGGGUUGCGGCGGUCUGACCUCUUGCCCUCGGCCAGGCCGCCAUUGUAG